Purpureocillium takamizusanense is the source of this 1798-nucleotide messenger RNA. RefSeq lists its product as uncharacterized. Gene Ontology annotation, molecular function: protein dimerization activity. Lineage: Eukaryota; Fungi; Ascomycota; Sordariomycetes; Hypocreales; Ophiocordycipitaceae. Bases 226 to 1395 code for a protein of 389 amino acids. Gene Ontology annotation, biological process: conjugation with cellular fusion; Golgi to plasma membrane transport. Gene Ontology annotation, cellular component: exomer complex; trans-Golgi network. The transcript is spliced from 2 exons. The record is from RefSeq and is a predicted model, not a curated record.
ACCGCAUCCUAAACCCCCGACGAUUGACUCCCAUCGCGGCUCCAACGCAAACGACACUCCGGCCACGAAUAGCGCUUGCGAUUGUUUCCGACACGCUCCCGCUACCACCCGACGUACAGCCCGGCCCGGAACCAAUUCUCUAGGCCAUUGCCCGAUCCCCUGUGGUCCGCGACCCGUUGUGAGCUAUCGUCGUCUUGCCCGCAGCUGGCGACACAGGGGCCCAGCAUGCUCGUCUCCCUCACCGUCGGCAAGGUCGACGCCGGUGUCACGGUGCUACUGACGCCGGACAAGCGACUGAUCGAGUUUCCGUCCAUCCUCCUCCCGCCCAACAUCUCCUCCGGCAGCAUCGUCGACAUCAACGUCUCCCAGAACAGCAGCAAAGAGAGCGCCGAGGAGCACAAGUUCCGCGCCCUGCAAGACCGCAUCUUCAACUCGUUUGGCGCCUCAGAGCCGUCGACGCCUGCCCUGCGCUGCCGCAAUGCCACGCAGACCUCAGUCGUCCUGGAAUGGGACCCCAUCGAGCUCGCCACGGCCGACCUGAUAUCCCUGAGCCUGUACCGCAACGGGCAAAAGGCGGGCAACAUCCCCCGCCCGCUGCAGAUGCACAGCACCAAGAUCAGCGGCCUCGCCGUCGACACCGAGUACACGUUCCACCUCGUGCUGCGGACCAGCGCCGGCACGCGCCUCAGCGACAAGGUGACGGUGAGGACGCACAAGAUGACGGACCUGAGCGGCAUCACAAUCACGACGGGGAUACUGCCCGGCGCCGUCAAGGAGAGCCUGACGCAGGCGGUGGAGCGCAUCGGCGCCAAGAUUGUCGACGGCGUGCGCAUCGAUACGACGCAUUUCGUCACGACCGAGGGCAGAGGCACGGCGUGGGAAAAGGCCGUCGAGAAUAACAUACCCGUUGUUCGUCCCGAGUGGGUCGACGCAUGCGAAAAGAAUGGGCGCAUCUUGGGCGUGACCAAGUUUUACCUCGACGCCAUGAGACCCGGCCCGCCCAGCGACGAGCAGGUCGCGCCGCCCGUACCGCCCAAAGAGGAGCCCCCCCGCGAGACUCCCGCAGCACAGAGCGGCGCGGAGCCGGAAGGAGACGAUUAUGACGAAAAGGGGGGUCACGAGCGGCAGUCCAGCGACGACGACGACGAUGUCGACGAGCCGACAGAGCCGGAACAGAAAGCCAAGAGCCCGCUGCCUGACGAGCAAAAGAUGCGUCUUGAAGACAUGGAGGAGCAAAAGGUGGCUCUCCGUCCCAAGGAGGAGGAACACUCAAAGGAUGACGAGGCUGCCAACGGCGAGAGGGAAGCGAGCGAGGCCAAGGACGAAGACGGCGAACCGAACGGCAAGCCAGCAGCAACGCCGGAUGGGGCUUCAUUUCAGGAGGUCGAGUUGUAGGAAGGAUCCUCUCGUUUCAGCUCGUCAAAAAUAAUACUUUACGCGGGACAAGUGGUGUCCUGCCAGCGGUGACCCCGGCUGGACCUUGAGAUGCCAGUGGAUAGGUACCUUAUAGCAAUCUCAAGCUUUCCUCCUCCCUCCCUCUCCCUCCCUCAAGGGGGCACCUCCUCGCCCUUCCAGUCCCAGCAUUUGCCCCUCUGCUCCGGCGUCAGGCCCCGUAUCACGUCCACCAUCCUCUCCGCCGCGAACUCCGGGCUGAAGAGCUUGCCCUCGGGCACGCCGCCCCAGAAGUCGCGGCUGAAGUCCGUCUUGACCGUCCCCGGGUGGUACGCCACGGCCAGGGCCUUGCCGCCGCACCGCCCCUGCAGGUGGAGGUCCAGGCCGCGCGUGAGGCUGAUGACGG